AUGAGGAGAGGAAAUGACACAUCAAGCACAGAUUUCAUUUUCCUUGGACUGUUUCCAGAUGUGGAAAAUAUUACCUACCUUAUUUACAUCAUUCUGCUGAGCUACAUCAUUGCUCUCUUUGGAAACACCACCUUGAUCCUUCUAAUAUGGGUGGAUUUUCAACUUCAUACCCCCAUGUACUUGCUCCUCAGCCAACUUUCUGUCAUGGACUUAAUUCUCACCUCUACCACUGUUCCUAAGAUGAUCACUGACUUCUGGUUGGACAGGAAAAAUAUCUCACAGGUCGGCUGUGGAUUACAGAUGCUGUUUUACCUAACCAUAACGGGUUCUGAAUGUAUUCUCUUGACUCUGAUGUCUUAUGAUCGCUAUGUUGCUGUCUGCAACCCACUGAGAUAUUCAAUCAUCAUGAACCCCAGGGUCUGUCUGUACAUGGCUACUUUCUCCUGGCUGGUGGGAUUUUUAAAUUCUCUUGUCCAUACAGUGUACACCAUGCAUUUAUCUCUCUGUGAUACCAGAGAGAUUCAUCACUUCUUCUGUGAGGUCCCAGCUAUUUUGAAACUCUCCUGUGAAGACACUUCUGUGUAUGAAAUGAUUUUGUUUGUGAUAGGCAUAGUAUUCAUCCUCAUCCCGUUUGGACUCAUUUUGGCCUCAUACAGCCUCAUUUUCUUGACUGUCUUCAAUAUGAAAUCUCUGAAGGGGAAGAACAAAACCUUGACUACCUGCUCCUCCCAUCUUACAGUGGUGAGUCUCUAUUUAGGUUCAGGCAUCUUCGUCCUCCUGAUACCUCCAACUCUGUACUCAGAAGAGGAAAGCCAGACAGUCUCCUUGUUCUACAACAUUUUCACCCCUAUGUUAAACCCUAUCAUUUAUAGCCUGAGGAAUAAAGAAGUGGUGGGUGCUCUAAGGAAAAUUCUAGCAGUGGGUAUAAAUUCUCAGAUAAAAGACACAAGACGUUAG
Messenger RNA from Orycteropus afer afer, 957 nucleotides. RefSeq names its product olfactory receptor 2M3-like. Gene Ontology annotation, cellular component: membrane. The coding region runs from base 1 to 957 and encodes 318 amino acids. The record is from RefSeq and is a predicted model, not a curated record. Gene Ontology annotation, molecular function: G protein-coupled receptor activity; olfactory receptor activity. NCBI's taxonomy places the organism in Eukaryota, Metazoa, Chordata, Mammalia, Tubulidentata, Orycteropodidae. Gene Ontology annotation, biological process: G protein-coupled receptor signaling pathway. The transcript has a single exon.